Planococcus citri (citrus mealybug) is the source of this 2966-nucleotide messenger RNA. Its product is annotated as CAR1 transcription factor-like. Lineage: Eukaryota; Metazoa; Arthropoda; Insecta; Hemiptera; Pseudococcidae. Bases 541 to 2265 code for a protein of 574 amino acids. The record is from RefSeq and is a predicted model, not a curated record. The transcript is spliced from 4 exons.
AAAUUACUAAUUGAUAGAAAAUCGACGCAUCGGUUUAUUACACAAUAUUUUUGCAGCGGUGCGUGACAUCGAGGUUAUGUGAGCAUCUCAACGCGAGAGCAUUUAUACGACAAAAUAAAAACGGAAGUAUCCAGCACGAAUGAAGGUGGUAAAAUUUAUUGUCGCCCGAAAUACCCACCUACACGUUAAACAUAUACCACCAAAAGUAGAAUCUGCGGUCAUAAUGAGAAAAUAAAAUUAAAAAGUAAUUUCAGUUCCUUUCACAGCAAUUAUCGGAUGAAUCAGUUUGAGGAAUGAAGCAGUUCUCGUCGUCGCUGGGAUAACAGUGAUAGGUAACUUUAAUCAUUAACGCAUUCACAAUCAUACUGUCAACAAUCGAGGUGAACUAAUUGACGAGUUUUACGUGUACUUUUGUUUUUUUUUACGACCAACGUGUUGUAUUUAUUUGAAUAUUAAUUCCAGUGCAAAUUUUUUGUUUGUUUUUCGCGUAUUUUUUUUGUGUAUAAUUUUUUAUUUGAUUAGUUUCGAAUUUUAUUCAUCAUGAAAUACAGCAAUAAAAUAUUCUGGAUCUUUGUUGUGAUUGUCGCAGCUACAGCGAUAUUCGAUCGAGGCAAUUGCGCAAAACUCUAUAUUUUGGAAGAAAAUGCCAUCAAUAAAGUCACACCAUAUUCAAGAUUACGACGACAAUCGCAUCCAGCAGCCACAAUAGCCAAGCUUGUGACUCAAGACACCGGCGUAUUCACACCGAUCGUUGGACCUACUCAAUCCAGCAGCGAUCAACAAUUCCGACCAAAUAACUUGGAUUUUUCCAGUUCAGACACAUUGGUAGAUUAUCUACUGCCGCCAAAUCCGAACGCGCAGUUCACUUCGUUGAAUUUCCAAGACCCUUCUGCAAAUUUGCAAAACAUCGAUAAUUUUUUCGACGUGACUGCAACAUCGUCAUCUGACACCGUAAAUUCAUUCCAACCGAUACAAAAUCAAUUCCCUUCAUCACCGGGGACGAGCAGUUUCUCAAACCAUAUAAACAUCCCUGCCCCAAAUAUCGGCGCUGAUUCGGUGCAAAGUUUAACUUUUCAAAAUGCUCCUAGUCUUUCGAUUUCUAGUCCAACACAAACGUCGAGUAUAAACCAAUUUAUUCAAAACAAAGAAUCAAGUUCAUUGAGCAGGGAAUUAAACAGCGUUACUCAGUUCAAAAAUCCCACCAAUCAAUUCAAAAGCAGUAGCAAUUUCGUUAAAAGCGAUCCCAUUAGUUCUGAUCAAGCCAGCCAAGGUAAAUGGGAUGUUGGUUUCGAUGCGAAUGAUAUUUUAGCUCCUCCGCAUGCUGAAACAGCACGAAACGAAUACGAUACGAUAAACGGAAAUAGGUUUAAAAAAGUGAAUCUUGUCCCAUCGUCAUCGAAUAAUCUCGAAUCACCGAAUACCGUUUCACCUCCGAGUAACUUUUCUCCACCUAAUAGUAACUUUUUAACCCCUAGUGAUACGUUAUCACCUCCGAGUACCCAAUUCAGUUCAAACACCGAUCAAUUUAUUCAGCCGAAUCAAUUCGAUCAGCCAAACAAUCAGUUCCAAUCGAAUAGCCAAUUCUUGCCUAAUCAAUUCACAUCUCCGCAGCAAAACAAUUUCAAUCAGUUUAAUUCCCCACAGCCUACUGCAAACAACCAAUUUGUCCCUUCGAACGUAGUACAAUUCACGCAACAAAAUCCUUUACCAGCAUCCAAUAAUCAAAUCUCAGUGCAAAGUCAAAUUUCUUCCAAUAGCGAUCAAACUGAUGUAAUUUGGGGAACUCAAAAACAAGUCAAUAACUUUAUACCGACAACUUCGGCGCCUUUCCUACCGACCAUACCACCUAAUAACAAUAACCACCAAAAUACGAUCAAUUAUCAACAAAAUGGAUUUAAUAAUGGGCAAAAUUUACAGCAGUUUCCCAGCACCCAGCUAAACAGCGAUCAAAUUUACCAAUUCCCUGGUAACAACGUAAAUAACCAGAAUUAUGCAUUGGAUACUCCGCUCACUUCGCAAUUUGAUUCCUUUCUACCGCAAGGAACCGUCUCAGAUCACUCGUUUUUUCCCGCCAACGAAAACGUUAGGCAUUUCCAAAGCAAAAGGCAAGUCGACCAAGAAGAGGAACACGAGGAAGAAGUUGAAGAACCGUUAUACGAAUCAAAAAGCAAAUUCAAAACCGGACCUGUGCAGUAUUCAUUCGUCAAAACUGACAAAAAUGGUCAUUUCAAAUGGUCGGUAAGACAACAUCUAUCGAGGAGAUAACAGGUGGAAUGCAACCAGCCAAAACUUCUAAUUAUAAUAACUUACCACAUGUGCCAAGAGUAUCUCGAAGAGAACAUCACGAGGGCGCAGCCGGACCUGUAAGGACGUACGCGAAAACCAACCAUCAUGCGCAUUUCUCGUGGGGUGUGAAACACAACGUCGGACAUGGAUUUUAAUCUGAAUGUACAAGUUGAUGUUACGAUGCUAUUUUAUAUACCUAGACCUACGUCCUAUAUUGUAUAAUUUGUUGUCUGUUCUUUGUAACAUGCAAAGAGAAACACACUUGUUAGAUAUUUAGGCAAAUUAACUACCUACCUAUAUACAUACUUAUUUAGUAACAAAAAUAUGAGAAUCGAAGGUACCUACCUACCAAGUAGUUUGGAUGAUAGAAUCCAUUAGUUGGUAAUUAUAAGAGGAAUUCUAGUCUGUAUCUUUUUGUGAGCAUUUCAUGUCAUUGAUAGAAAAACAAAUAUGUAAAUUAAAAAAAUAAGCAUACUUUUGAGCUCUAUAUGAAAACAUUGAAUUACCUAUGUUAUUUGGUAGUGCAUUUCCAUUUUUUUUAAAUUAAUGUUUUUGUUGAUUUUUCAAAGACUUCUAUUACACACAGAGGCGUGAGCAGAAUGUACCUACCUGUACCUAUUUGUAUUUUUGAUUAAAAUAACAAACUAUUAAAUUUCCUCAAUUGCAAGAUUUCAAAUUAA